GUGCUGUGGUGAAUGUAGCGCGUCGCACCGCUCCGGCGGACUCAGUCGCACGCUUGAGCGCGUAAUAUACGGAGUGCCACUGUGUGACAGUUGAGUGUGGGGAGUGAAGUGUUGUGAUUGUUUCUUGAAGCCACAAGUUGUAUUGUCAGCACAAUGUUGAACCCAUUUAUGGAUGGUGGGCACAUGGGUUCACUUAUGGGCCACAAGUUGAGUCCGCCCACCCAUCACAUGAGCGCGGACGGCCUGACCCACGCCCAGGGGAACCAGUACAACAAUGGGUAUGGCAUGUCGCAUCAUACCAUGCACCAUGGGCACAUGGGCACCUACCCCAGGGACCUCUUCCUCCGGCGGGACCACAUGGCGUCGCUGGGCACGUUGGGUACACACGAGCUGGCCAACAACCACCAACACACCAUGUUCGGGGCGACGCUGGCGGGCCACGAUCCCUCCUCCAUGAUGUUCCCCGGCCUGCAUGACGCCCACCACGGCCACAUGAACAACAUGAACAGACUGGCGGGGAUGGACUGGUCUCACCAACAGAUGGGUUCACAAUUUCAUCCCGGUAUGAACCACAUGAACAUGAACCCCAUGGCUGCCGCCCACGCCCCUGGGGCCUUCUUCAGGUACAUGCGGCAGCCCAUCAAGCAGGAGUUGUCGUGCCUGUGGGUGGAGCCCGACCAGCCCAACCCCAAGAAGCCCUGCAACAAGACUUUCACCAACAUGCCCGAAAUAGUGACGCACAUUACGGUGGAACACGUGGGCGGCCCGGAGUGUACCAACCACGCCUGCUACUGGCAGAGUUGUCCCCGCAACGGCCGCAGCUUCAAGGCCAAGUACAAGCUGGUGAACCACAUACGGGUACACACGGGAGAGAAGCCCUUCCCGUGUCCCUUCCCGGGGUGUGGCAAGGUGUUCGCCCGCUCAGAGAACCUUAAGAUACACAAAAGAACACACACGGGGGAGAAGCCGUUCCGGUGUGAGUAUGAAGGCUGUGAUCGACGCUUCGCCAACUCGUCAGACAGGAAGAAACACUCACACGUCCACACGUCAGACAAGCCGUAUAACUGCAAGGUGAGGGGGUGUGACAAGUCCUACACACACCCGUCCUCCCUCAGGAAACACAUGAAGGUGCACGGCAAGUCUCCUCCGCCCUCAGGCUCAGGCUACGAGAGUGAUGACUCCACCACCACCAACGGCACCUCCACCUCCUCCUCCCUCGUGUCCUCCACCAACCCGGGUCAGACCUCUCUUGUGUCGGGGUCAGGUCUGCCGGGUGGCGCUGGUGGGGGCGGUGCCGGGGGUGGCACUGCGGGGGGUGGUGGGGGCGGUCACUCCACCAACCUGAGUGAAUGGUACGUCUGUCAGAGCGCCGCCGGGAUGCCAACGCCGCCCAGCAACGAACACAGUCCUGUGGGCGGCCUCAACCACGUGUUACCGCCCUCCUCGACGGCGUACUAGCAGUGGGCGGCCUGUGGCGCCCCCACACCCCCCUAUCUCCCUCCGUCAGUCUCCCUGGAAGGGGAGGCGCCAGGAGGGACACCCACCGUGGGGGCUCGGCUGUCCCCCGUCCUCAGUGAUGUACAUAAAGUGUACAAAGUGUACAGUGUAAAUAAUGUACAGACAAGUUGUAAUGAUAAGUUUGUACCGCGCGACGAGCUGUAGGGCGGCGCCCCCAGCAAGUGAGACCUGACACGUUGUUUUUGUACUACCAAGGUGCUCAACCCUUUAUUUAUUGACAGACACGCGUGUUGUACCUCCGUUCAUCUCUGUGUAUAGUCCUGUUUUUCCUUCAUUAUAAUAAACAAAAAUUCUUAA
This is a messenger RNA of Homarus americanus (American lobster), 1815 nucleotides long. Its product is annotated as zinc finger protein ZIC 4-like. Gene Ontology annotation, biological process: central nervous system development; regulation of transcription by RNA polymerase II. Bases 154 to 1458 code for a protein of 434 amino acids. Gene Ontology annotation, molecular function: DNA-binding transcription factor activity, RNA polymerase II-specific; RNA polymerase II cis-regulatory region sequence-specific DNA binding. Gene Ontology annotation, cellular component: nucleus. The record is from RefSeq and is a predicted model, not a curated record. NCBI's taxonomy places the organism in Eukaryota, Metazoa, Arthropoda, Malacostraca, Decapoda, Nephropidae. The transcript is spliced from 2 exons.